GACCGCUGACGGCAGCCAUAUUUCUCCACGAGGUUUCCAAGAUGGCCAAGAAGAAGGACGCCGAAAAGGCGACUCCAAAUGACGAAAAUAGCAAGCAAGAUAAAUCUGAAAUGGCUGAAGACGAGGAACCCAACUUCAGUGACCCUGAGGAUUAUGUAGACAAUAUUUCUGAUGAAGAAUUGUUAGGAGAUAUCCUCAAAACCAGACCUCAAGAAACAGAUGGUGUUGAAUCUGUUAUUGUUGUUGAUGGUAUUCCACAAAUUACAGCAGAUCGUUUUGAUAAACUUCGUAAUGUGGUCAGCAAAAUUUUCUCGAAGGUGGGAGAAAUUGUCAACGAGUGCUAUCCUAAGACUCCAGAAGGGAGUACAAAGGGGUAUGUCUUCAUUGAGUAUGCCAACGCUGCUCAUGCUGCUGAGGCAGUAACAUUGUUAAACAACCACAAACUUGAUAGGCAGCACACUUUCACUGUGAAUUUGUUCACUGACUUCAAAAAGUAUGAAGACAUUCCUGAUGAAUGGGAACCUCCAGCACCUCAGCCUUACACUGACAUGGGCAAUCUGCACUAUUUCUUAUUGGAGCCUGAUUCCUACGACCAAUUCAGCACAGUUUGCAACCGUGGAAGCACAGUCCAAAUCUGGCUGAACUCUGUUCCCGAACCAUCUAAGCUUGUUGAAAAAGAGAGGUGGACAGAAACAUUUGUAAAAUGGUCCCCUCUAGGUACGUACUUUACUACCAUCCAUGGUGCAGGUGUUGCCUUGUGGGGAGGACCUGAUUUUGCCCGGAAAAUGAGAUUUGCCCACCAGGGUGUUCAGUUCAUUGACUUCUCACCUAGUGAAAAGUAUGUUGUGACAUAUUCACCCACCUUUGAAGGCCAAGGCGAACCUAAGAACCUCAUCAUAUGGGAUAUUCGCACUGGUCAGGAGAAAAGAUCCUUCUAUUUGAAUAGUCAAAUGAUGUGGCCAUUCAUUCGGUGGUCUCAUGAUGACAAAUACUUUGCUAGAAGCGAUGAGGAUAUGCUGAGUGUGUAUGAAACACCUUCAUUUGGUCUGCUUAAUAAGAAAAGUUUCAAAAUCCCUGGCAUUCGAGAUUUCAGCUGGUCUCCUGUUGACAACAUUCUUGCCUAUUGGAUGGCAGAAGACAAAGAUGUCCCAGCCAGAGUAACACUCAUUGAAAUUCCAAGCCGCAAUGAGAUCCGUUCCAAGAACUUAUUCAAUGUAGCAGAUUGUCGGAUGCAUUGGCAAAAGUCUGGAGAUUAUCUGUGUGUCAAAGUUGAUAGGUACAGCAAGAUUCGUAAAGAUAAGAAUGAAAUCAAGUACAGUGGUAUGUACUUCAACUUUGAAAUCUUCCACAUGCAAGAGAAGCAAAUUCCCGUUGACAGUGUGGAAGUCAAAGAAUCUAUUCAUGCUUUUGCAUGGGAGCCUGUCGGUUCCAAAUUUGCCAUCAUUCACGGUGAUCAGCCCAACAUUUGUGUAUCUUUCUAUGGUGUUAAAACUGGACAGACACCUGCCCUUCUUAAAAAGUUGGAGAAGAAAUGCUGCAAUCAUCUAUUUUGGUCUCCCACUGGCCAGUACAUUGUUUUGGCUGAUUUACGCUCAUCCAGUGGAGUCUUAGAGUUUGUUGAUACGAAUGACUUUAAUGUCAUGACUCAACAAGAACAUUUCCAAGCUUCUGAUGUUGAAUGGGAUCCCACUGGUCGAUAUGUUGUUACUGUUUGCUCAUUUUGGAAGGCCAAGGUUGAUACUGGAUAUUCAGUGUGGUCCUUCCAAGGGAAGAUUUUGAGACGCUUCAACUCUGGAGCCUUCUGUCAACUGCUUUGGCGACCUCGUCCACCAUCCCUGCUGUCUGUUAAAGAGCAAAAGGAAAUCAGGAAGAACCUCAAGAAGUAUUCUGCUCAAUUUGAGAGUAAAGAUCGUAUGCGCUCAUCUAGAGCUUCUAAGGAAUUGGUGGAGAAACGGCGCAAGCUGUUUGAAGAAUUCAAUUCAUACCGUGAAAAAUGCCGAGAGAAGUGGUUGGAACAGAAACCACGACGCCUUCAAUUAAGAAAUAAUGUAGACACUGAUGAGAUAGAAAACGACACCAAGAAUGUAGAUGAGGAAGUUAUUGAAUUUUUCAUUAAGGAGGAAAUCACAAUCAUUGACUAAAGCUUCUUGAUAUUGUAUACUGGCCAUUCUGGAAACCUUUUUAUGUGGAGAAUUUUUAUGGUGGAUUGCAAUUGUCAUUGAGGUCCAAGUGUGUUUUGUAAUUUUGGAGGAAUACUACUAUGUUUUUCUCUUCAUACUUCUGAAUAUGAUGUUUUGUCUCAAGACACAUUUACUGUCUUGCUUUUGCAGUUCUCGCUUUUUGGUGUAUUUUGGUCAGUUGUAUCAUGUUCCAUACAGAUUACACCUCAUUUACUAUUUAUGGUUCAUGAUAAUUCCACCCAUUGUCCUUCCUGUUAAAACUCUAUUGUACAGCUCUUUAUAUUACAAUCAUCUUGGAGCAUCAAUAUUAUUAAAUAUCUUUGACAUA
This is a messenger RNA of Frankliniella occidentalis (western flower thrips), 2508 nucleotides long. It is a transcript of the gene eIF3b, whose product is annotated as eukaryotic translation initiation factor 3 subunit B. Gene Ontology annotation, biological process: translational initiation. Lineage: Eukaryota; Metazoa; Arthropoda; Insecta; Thysanoptera; Thripidae. The record is from RefSeq and is a predicted model, not a curated record. Gene Ontology annotation, molecular function: RNA binding; translation initiation factor activity; translation initiation factor binding. The transcript has 12 exons. Bases 42 to 2141 code for a protein of 699 amino acids. Gene Ontology annotation, cellular component: eukaryotic translation initiation factor 3 complex.